AUGGUUUUCAAGGUAAGAUCGUCACACGCAAAACUGAAAAUGCAAAAGUUUAAAGACUGUGUUUUAUGUAAACUAUUUGAAUUUGUGUAAUAAGUGUGAUUUCUUUGUCUUUGUAUCAGAUGGAGCUCCUGUUGCUGCUAACGAUAUUGACAUCAUGUGCCGCGGCUCCUCAAGGUAAAAAUAAUCAUUGUGUAACAGAGGGAACACAAACGUAGUAUUGCAUUCAGAUUUAAACCGCUUGUAAGAAGUCUCAGUUUAACCCCAAGCUUAAACCUGUGUUUUCUCCACUCUAAUUUAUGAGUAAAGAAUAUUCUUAUUGAUAUAUAGUAAAUAAUAACAUAAAAACUGAAUCGACCAAUAUCCUCCACAGGCAAACAUUCAGUCUGAGUGCAAGUUCUGUUUUAAAGGUGCAGUGAGUCGACCAUUUAGCAAUAUCUAGUGGCCAAAGUCUGGGUUGUAACACUUCCUUGCUCAAGCCUCUUGCUGCUGAAGCUUGGCAAGCAGCGUUGGCCUCUGAGGACAUGGAGAUCCUGGGUUGUAUGCUUAGUUUGAUCCCCCCAUUUGUCAGAUUUUUUUAAUAAUAAAAAAUGCCUAUUAAUACCAGUUUUACACACACCAGAAAACUAUUCUUUUCUUUAGGUUCCAACUAGUGCAUUUCACAUUCUCUGAGUGCUCAAUCAUUGGUAAAACUGGAGGGAAAAAAAACGCUGGCUCUUACUUAUUUUUUGCAUCAUUCUAAUUGUACCCUGUAAAUGUACGGAAAACUGCUUGUAGGCAUCACUGCCACAUUUUAAACAUACGACUUAAUUACUCUAAGAGCUUUAUGCAUUUGUCUAAUUAGUUUUAAAAUGCAUCAGAAAUACAGCCCCUGAACAUCUCGCUCCACAAACAAAAAGAUAAAGCAGAAUGAUGACUACGAGUAUGGUGAAAAGCUUCUGUGACAUGCAAUGCUGUACAUCAUAUUUGGACAAUCAGCUGUCUUUUUUAGGCUUUCUACUCUGGUGCUGUCAUAACCUGGCUCAAGGGCCAUGACAAAUGUGGGAAGGACACAGAAAAUACUUGCAACAGUGGCUUGUUUAUUUCAAAAAUACAGAAAAAACCAAGUGAAUAAUCUACAGCAAAACAUGGAGUGUGUUAGUCAGUUCAGUCAGUGGUGUAACUGUGGAUUUGUGUGGUGAUUCACCGUAGAGUGUUGUCAAGCGAAACAAACAAAGACAAAAUGUACCGGUGAAGGCUGGGAUGGUUUUGGUGAAAUGAGAGAGAGAGAGAGAGAGAGAGAGAGAGAGAGAGAGAGAGAGAGAGAGGUCAGCAGCAGGGUUGGGCUUUUAACCCUGCCAGGGCCAGGCCCAGGUGAUCCAAAUCAUCAUCAUGAACAGCACUCAGGUAUCUCUGCAGCAAGGUGGAGAAGACAGAACAGGUUAAGCAUAGAAGAGCUGAAGGAUAACUGCAACAGAAGCCAUCACAGUACACUCUACACAUCUUUUACAACAACAUUAGAGAACAAGCUAUAUAUAUAUAUAUAUAUAUAUAUAUAUAUAUAUAGAGAGAGAGAGAGAGAGAGAGAGAGAUAGAUAUAGAUAUAGAUAUAGAUAUAGAUAUAGAUAUAGAUAUAUAUACAUCUUCGUGCACAGAGCUUGAGUACUGCCUUAUUUUAGUACUUUUGUGUGUCUCCAUAUGUUUUUUUUGGCAGCUUGAUGGUACUGGGUGCUGUUCCCCUAACAACAGGGUAUAUUAUUGCAGUAUAUGUGGAAGACCAUCUGGCAUAGGAGUGGAGUUGUCCUCUUCUUUUCACUCAGAUUUUACUGGCAUAUCUAAGACUGUAGAGACGCUGUAGAGAGUUGGUGUUCAUCUGACAUUAUUCUCCAGCAAAAACAGAGAAGUUAGCCUCAUGUAACACCCGUGACCAGAUGUGAGCAUCAUGUAGAAAGUCAUUGGUAAAUAUUUAGGCGCUGUAAUAGAAGAGAAACUGAAGGUCCCUAUAUGCUAAAAAAGUACCAGCACACUGAGGGUUUAAAGGGAUUUCCAGCAUAAAAUUAAUUUAGGGUCAAACACACCGUAACAUGGAGUUAGAUAUGUAGUUUCUUAAAGUUUUAACGUUGACUUGUAAAAUCUGGAUGGUAGUGUUGCCACCUUUAGAGCAGUGUUUGUGACUGAUGUUUCUUAAUGCCUGUAAGACUACUGUCUGUCAAAAUAUAUAAUGUAUGCAUCAUUGGACAAGUUGGUCACCACAAGGUAACUGUAAUUAUUAGUUUAGAAAUUAUGAUCAGCCUUUAGCCUUGCAAAAUAGAUCAAAUGAAGAUCGGUGCUAAACUAUCAACCAUCAGGUAUUCAAAACACUUUUUCUUUCAGAUAUGUCGGGCCAAAUGUUCACCUUCCCUCAGCAAACCAAGAGCUCUUAUGUAAGGCUGAUGACAUCCAUGCGUGACCUGAGUGCUAUAACCGUCUGUCACAGGUAGAACUUCAUGAAUAAAGUGCACCAAGAACCUCCCUGUAUCUCAGACUGUAAAAGGCUUUAUUUAUGAUGAUUUCUGACUUACACCCCCAGGUCCUUUACAGAUCUCAAGCGAGAUCACUCCAUCUUCUCCCUGGCCACACCCUCAAAUAUCAAUGCCUUCCUGAUUUUUUGGGAUGCAGCAAACAAAGAAAUGGAGGCCCACGUCAAGGAUACCAAAGCUGAAUUUGCAGGGCUGGACUACAAGCCAAACAUGUGGCACUCCAUUUGUACUACAUGGGAGUCUUCAACUGGACUGACGCAGCUCUGGUUUAACGGAAGGCCGACUAUCAGGAAAACUACCAGUAGUGGAUCAAGCAUUUCAGGGACAUUUAUCAUUGUUUUAGGACAGGUACAGUUAGACUCAUAGGCAUAAUAUGAAGGAUCAGUUCAUUCUAUAAAUCCUGACUGAUAUAUUUAUAUAAAAUUCAACUUCAUGAAUCUCAGUCUUGUUUUAUCUCUACAGGAGCAGGACGCCCAUGGUGGAGGGUUUGAUGUCAAUCAGUGUAUGAUUGGAAUGAUGUCUGACGUUCACAUUUGGGACCAUGCCCUCUCAGCCUGUGAGAUUCACAAAUACACGGACGAUCUGAACUUCACUCCAGGAAAUGUGAUCAACUGGAGGUCGCUGGAUUUCCAGACUUUUGACAGGGUUGUUGUGGAAAAAGAAGAAAUGACCUGUCACUGAUAUCUGAGACAAUAUCAACUACAUCUUAGAAAGUGAAAAUCUCUCAGUUUUAUUGUAUCACAUCCAGCAUGAAGUAGGCAGACAGACUAAGGAAACACAUUGGAAAAAGAACAACACCUGGGUGCUUUAGCAUGUAAAGGUAUGAGUAUAUGAGAGGGCCUGAGGAGGACACUUCAGGUGUAGAGGUAAGAUGGUUUUUGAAGGCAGUUAGGUGGCAUGCUUUCCUAGAAAAAAUCAAGUUCAACUUCUAACUCAAUGACAGGAAAAUAUUUACUUUGAUUCUUGAAUGCGUUCAACUUUUAAAUCAUAAUGUUCUCAAAUUAGUGCUGAACUCACACCAGCAUGUGAAGCUAAAUAAUCAAUGUCUUUCAAAAUCAAAAUCCUGUUGUUUUUAAUUUGAUGUCAAGAGCUAACAGAUUCAUUGGACUUUGACUAUGUUUGAUAAAGUGGAAUUUUUCAUCUGUGUGAGUCUCUUUCUUGGUCUGUUCUCGUGAUUUGUUAUGCAAGCAAGUAAUUUUACUUAUUACAGUUUUCAACCAGCAACUUCAUUUCAAACAAAUACUUGACAGUGUAAAAAAGCUCAAGUUAAUAAACAACUAUGGUGCCCAGUUUCAAGCUCUUGUAUGUCACGUUUUGUAUUUGAUGCUUUCUAUGGACCUUAACACUUUGUUUUUACGACACCACUGUGAUUGUGUGAUUGGAGCUAAAACUGUAUUUUGAGGUGCAAAAGUCCAUAGAUAAAAUGAAUAAGGACCUUACUGAUAAACCACAGCGAGUUAAUGAAUUGCCCCUUAUCAGAUUUUAUAAAGUAAAUAAGUUCAAAUUGAUUAACAAGUUCCUGAGAGAAGAACACACUUAAAACAGCUUUAUUUGAGACAAGUGUCACGCAGAUUAUAACCAGUUAUACCUUAAUAUUACUAAAAGAAACUCUCAGUAAACUUAACAUUCACCAAACAUAAAAGUCAAAAUAACUUUCUCUCAGACAAACCACUCGCCCUAUAAAUCUUUGAAAGAAGGUAGGAGUUUGGUGCACGUGUGAAUAGAGUCUGAGGAAAUUUAGACUACUGGAGUUUAAGCCCUUUGUUUGAUAUUUAACUCUCUGGUUGUUCUUGGGAUAAAGAGUAUAAACCCUAUAUUUAAUUGAAAACGAAAAUCUCUUAUAAGUAAACCUGGAAAGAGGUUCAAAACUUUGGGGUGAACAUCAAACGAGUUUCUCUUUAACACGGUUUCUGUCAUUCUAGUUUGUUCUUGUAAGGCUGAGUCAUGUCUAAAUGCUCAUUUUUCUAAAAAGUUUAGUUUCAAGUAGUUUUUUGAUUUUGAAAACAGCAUAAUUGACAGCUUUGAUGUUUUGGCUCCAUUCUUCUCACAGUCACUGAAAUUUGUUCCACAGAAGUUGAUGUGACACUGACAGAAACACCCCCUGCCCAAACUUUUUGAAAAAUAAAACAAAAUUUUUAGUUUCAACAUUUCACAUGUUGCCUUUGUACUACUUUUAAUUAAAUGUAGAGCUUUUGUGAUUUGAAACCUUCCAAAUCUGUUUCUAUUUACUUUUAACACAGCGUCCUAAUUUCAGAGGGAUUGGGGUUGCACUGAGGUUUACUUUUUUAUGCUGACUUGCACACUCCAAAUCUGUUUAGCUUGUUGUGCUUCAUCUUUCAGGUUAGAUUGGGAACCACUGAGUUGCCCUUGUUUAUGUGUGUUUGUGUGUGUGUGUGUGUGUGUGUGUGUGUGUGUGUGUGUGUGUGUGUGUGUGUGUGUGUGUGUGUGUGUGCUUGUGUGUUUUUUUUUUUGUUUGUUUUUGUUUUGUUUUAAUGAUUAACUUGAUGCUAUGAAUUAGUCCAGUGACUGCAAUAAGGAAGUAGCUAAGUUAUAAAAGUCAUUGAUGCACUGAUAUGAAACUAAGAUGCAUAGCUGGGUGAAAAAACAACCCAGUUAGGUUCUUUUUUAUGUAAUAUCUUUGCAACAAAAAGUUACUAAAAUCUCAUGCUUCAGUAAUUUUUGGAAAAUCUUGUUUUUUCUCUGAAAUGUUGAACUUACCACUUUUAAAGUUUUAAGAAAUUGUAAUUUUUGCAAUACUCCCCCAAGCUUCCAUGAAUGGAUCUGAGAUGACCUACUUUUGUUUCCUAUGGGAAUUUUUGAUUCUUAUUACCUGUCAGGAUCAUAUUUACUGUGGACCACAUUAUUUAUUUUAUAAGUGUAUAAUUUCUAAUGAACAACUUAAACUCAACAAGAUCUGAUUCAUUUAAUUAUUGUCUGAAUUUUGACCUCAGAAAAUAUUAUUUUGUCAUAUCUUUAAUCAUGAUAGUCUAAUUAGCAUUUGUAGAUCAUAUGGAAGCAUCAGUGACAACUUCUUUCCCUUUCAAAAACUGGAGAAAAAAAAACUCCACACAAGAGCUUUAAAUACAUAAAGAUAGUUGACUUAUUUAUCUUGAGGUGGGUUGGAAUAAAAAGAUAAAUGAAAGACAAAUAAUAAUUUGAAGCCAAAGUUGCUUUAAAUACAUUGAUUCUAACAUGGGUUAUUUUUGACCCAGUUACGGAAGAGUGCAGGAUCCAGGAAGUCAUGCAUGUAAGGGAAACACAAUCCUGUUGGCUGCUAUAAAGUCAAUCAAUGACAGCAAUAAGGAAGUAGCUUUGGUUAUAAAAGUCCCUAAUACGCUAAUACUAAACACAACACUCUGACACAGAGAUCAAGGUAAGACAUGAUAAAAACUGAAGAAAAAACAGAAAUUUCAUUUUGCAAACUGCGGUAAGGGACUGCAUGUGUCACACGGGUUGGUAAAGUCUUAGAUUGUUCUUGAUUCAUUUGAUAUUUAAAGGGUGCAUAUGUUUUUUUUUUUUAUUAGAUGGCGUUGCUGCUUCUGUUGGCGAUGCUGACCGUAUGCGCUGCUCUUCCUCGAGGUAAAAAUACAUACCUUCAUUCUUUAAUACAGAGAACAACAAAACUCUGGAAAAGUGUGCUGUCUCGAUGUGUCUUAUCUUUCUUACUUUUUUAAGGCACAAGUAAACUUUUAAACUUUUAAAGACAAAAUAUAAAUAUGCUUACUGUUGAGGACAACAGUUUGGCAAAACUUGAGUGACAAAGUUGUGUCAGAUGAGACUAAUUCAUUUCAUUUAAUGUUUUUCAUCACCUCGCAGUUAAAGGUUUGGGCUUUUUCAUAAAAAAUGUUGUUAUUCUUGAUUGUUUAUGUAUGCACAAGAAUUGAGACUAAAGUAAUGAUUUUGUUAAAUUGUACAUAUGUAACAGUAGACUACUAUUGGUCUGAAACUGUGUGAUUUGUGUUAAUAGUUUUUGUCAUAGUAUCUUUGUGUUUUGAUUUCUUUCUUUAUCGAAGAUAUGUCUCGUAAGAUGUUUACCUUCCCACAAGAGUCAAACACAGCUUAUGUGAGGCUGACAACAUCGAGACAGAGUUUGAGGGCUGUGACCGUCUGUCUGAGGUGGUGUCAUAUAUGCAGAAUUUUCCCUGAAUAAAAAUGAUGAUCAUAGAUAUCCUUAUGAAAUCAGCAGUAAUGACAAUAUUUUUUGUUUGUUUGUUUUUGUCUCCACAGAACCUUUACAGACCUGAAUAGAGAUCAUGCCCCCUUCUCUCUAGCCACACCUGGUGUUUUCAAUCACUUCUUGAUUUACAGAUAUGCUGCAAGUAAUGAGUUUUCCAUGAAUGUCAGGAACAACGAAGUUAAAUUCAGAGAGCUGGACUACAAGCCGAACACGUGGCACUCAUUUUGUUCCACAUGGGACUCUGUCUCUGGUGUGGUGCAAGUUUGGUUGGAUGGAAAGCCCUCAAGCAGGAAGUACAUCUCUGGAUCAAUGAUCACUGGACCUAUGAUCAUUGUUCUGGGACAGGUAUACUCUUUUAACAAUAUGGGAAUAAACUUACAUUAAUUAGCCCAGAGUGUGUUAGCACAGAUUACCGUAAAGACUAGAAAUACAAGCAACAAUGUAUUUUGACUAAGCCUUUGUUAGGGUCAGUGAUUAUUGAGAGUCACAGUUGGAUUAUCAGUUUUCUCAUCACUUGUGUCCACUCCAAUCUCUCUGCAGAAGGCAAAAGUUAGUCGACUUCUAUGGCCUGCAGUUUUCACUCUCUGAAAAUAAUCUCUGAUGGGAAGUCAGCGCCAUGAACCACAGCAAAAGUCAUGUUAUAUGCCCAAUUAGAACAAAAACAAAAGCACUGACGCCAAGAAUGAGUCCAGAGAUUAAACUGGCUGUAUGGAUGAUACAAAGUGAACCAACAAAAUUCACUUUUCACUCAAAAUGAUCCCAUCACAUACCUUUAGGUUAAAUAUACUAAAAACACCACAACAGUUACUGAUCAAGUAAUGAUGUAAAGAAACCCCUUUAUUUUAACAGUUUGUAAAAAUGUUUCUCUCUCAUAUAAAAGUCAACAUUUUACAAAGGAGGAUAAAAAAAUCAACAAAUAAAUGAGGUCAGAUUUUUUAAAACUCUGACUUCAGUCUCAUUACUCUCUGAGAUUUAAAUCAGAGUUCUGACUUUUUUACUACUAAUAUGCUCAUAUUGAAAUCUGUAUUUAGAGUAUAAAUUUCAUCACAAUGUAACAACUGUCUCUUGAACAAUUUCUACAGGACCAGGACAGUUACGGCGGAGGGUUUGACGCUAAACAGUCAUUUGUUGGCAUGAUGUCUGAUGUCCACAUGUGGGACUACACCCUCUCACCCUGUCAGAUUCAACGCUACACGAAUCACUUAUCCUUCUCCUCAGGCAACGUGCUUAACUGGGCGGCGUUGUCGUUUCAGACCUUUGGCAGGGUUCUGAUCGAAGAUCAACAAAGGGGCUGUUUCUAA
Xyrichtys novacula (pearly razorfish) is the source of this 7973-nucleotide messenger RNA. The record is from the annotation of a GenBank genome assembly. NCBI's taxonomy places the organism in Eukaryota, Metazoa, Chordata, Actinopteri, Labriformes, Labridae.